AUGGCUGACUUUGAAGAUUCUGCUGCGCGCUAUGAAGAUGACCAACGCUACGAACGUCGUGAUCGCUCUGCAUCGCCACGAGGUGACCGUGAUGAUCGAAAUCGCAGCCGCUCACCCAAUGGCCGUGAAAGACCUCCUCCACCUCCCUCGGACACAAGAAUGAAAGACGCUCCAGAAGAUGAGGGUGCUGUGAACACCGGUUCAAAUCUUUUCGUCACUGGCAUACAUCCUCGCCUCACCGAGGGUGAUGUUUCUCGCUUGUUCGAAAAAUACGGUGAUGUGGAAAGCUGCUCAAUCAUGUUGGAUCCUCACACAAAGGAAUCUCGCGGCUUUGGCUUCGUAAAGAUGGUAACCACUGAGCAAGCCGAGGCUGCCAAGGAAGGUCUCCAAGGCGAGACCAUUGAGGGUCGCACUCUCAGCAUUGAGAAGGCUCGUCGUGCGCGUCCCCGUACACCAACCCCAGGCAAAUAUUUCGGUCCUCCCAAGCGUGGUGAUUUCCGUGGACCCCCUGGUGGUGGCCGUGGUGGCGGUUAUCGUGAGCGCUACGACGAUCGCCGCGGUGGCUACCCUCCCCGUCGUGACGAUUAUCGUGGCUCUCGACACAAUGAUGAUUAUGAGCGACGAGGCUACGGAGGUGGCGGUCGUCGUGAGAGAGAUGACGGAUACGGCGGUCGCGGCAUUGAUCGCUAUGAGAGUCGACGUGGUGAUGAUAGCUACACUGGAGGUGCUAGCGGUGGCGGCAGUGGUGGCGAGCGUCGUGGCUACUACCGUGGCGGCGAAGAUCGCGGCUAUGGAGCCACUCCCCGCGACGAAGCCCCUCGUGAUUACGCCGGUGGACGGGAUUAUCCUCGCGAGGACCGAUAUGCUAGCAGGUAA
Messenger RNA from Exophiala aquamarina CBS 119918, 876 nucleotides. RefSeq lists its product as uncharacterized. Lineage: Eukaryota; Fungi; Ascomycota; Eurotiomycetes; Chaetothyriales; Herpotrichiellaceae. The transcript has 4 exons. The record is from RefSeq and is a predicted model, not a curated record. Gene Ontology annotation, biological process: positive regulation of mRNA splicing, via spliceosome. Gene Ontology annotation, cellular component: spliceosomal complex. The coding region runs from base 1 to 876 and encodes 291 amino acids. Gene Ontology annotation, molecular function: RNA binding.